UCUUGGGCACCUUCUCUCCCACAAUGCAGCGGAACAGACUAGCAGUCCUGGCAGCGCUGGCCUUGGCCUACUCCCUCGUGUCUGUGGAAGGCGUCAGCAUCGCCCUCGUCCCUCCACACCCCCAUGUGGGGCAAACGGUCACUCUUUCAGUGAAAGGCAUAGAGAAUCCAUCCAUCUGCCUUUGGUUCCGGGGACACAGGAGCACCAAAGGCCAGAUGAUCUUCAAAGCGGUGUUUGGGAAGAUGAUCGAGAAAGGCCAGAACUUCAAUGGGCGCCAAAGCUUGGGGGAGAACUGUGCCUUGGUCAUCCAAAGCCUGCAUGACUCCGAUUCCGGAGAGUACUUCUUGGUGGCUCUGCCAGGACGGCACUCAGAUCAAAAGUGGAGACAAGCUUUGGCAUGGCUGCGGGUUUCCAGCUGAAGCAACUCACCUGGGAUUGGGCCAGAGAGCUAACGGCUCGACUCCUGCAUCUCAGGAAGCCGAUGCUGCAACCUGCUGGCCAACAGGCGAGCUGAAGGAUGAUGCAGUGCUUCAGCUUUGCCUUUCUUCAUUCCCCUCCUGUCCUCCUGCCUUCCUCCUAAGGAGACAGCAGACUCCAAUAAACUCCGCAUUGACAAGUCAGAAUGCAGCCUGGAGGCGUGCUUGAGGAAAUGUGCAUCGUUUUUCAGAGAGGCUCCUGGGAAUAUCACUUCGGUCCGUUUUCCCUCCCUGCAGGUUUCUCAUCUGCUACACCACAUAGCACUGAAUGUGCUCAGUUCUUCUCAGUCUGUUUUGGUGGUUCCUGGCACACUUUAGGUUAUUUUCGCCCCCCCCCCCACAAGAUUUCUACUUCUCCUCCUCUACUUCUGCAUGUCUGUAUGUAAACUUUCCCUGCUCCUUUCUCCUUCUCAGGCUGCUGUUUUGGUUACAUGAGCGAUCGUUGUCUUCUCUGGAUAUCACAAAUAAAGCAUU
Varanus komodoensis (Komodo dragon) is the source of this 950-nucleotide messenger RNA. RefSeq names its product carcinoembryonic antigen-related cell adhesion molecule 16-like. The transcript is spliced from 3 exons. The record is from RefSeq and is a predicted model, not a curated record. NCBI's taxonomy places the organism in Eukaryota, Metazoa, Chordata, Lepidosauria, Squamata, Varanidae. Bases 24 to 419 code for a protein of 131 amino acids.